GUGACGAAUGGUCGCGUGCUUUGGUCGCCAUCUUGCGAAGUUUGCUUGUAAUAUUUGUUUCGUGUUUGUGUAUUGAUGAUACGCUACACUGUGACAGUUUGUGAAUUGUACAAUUUUGUUUUUUGACAUUUUCUGUAUUGACGUGAGUUUAGAGUGAGAAAAAACUUUUUAUUUGUUUAUUUUGUGGAUUUAAAACUUCUUUGAAAAGUUGCUGUUUUACGUGAAGAUAAUGAAAGACAAACGAAACAAAUGUCAGGCCACGGUAUAAUGUCAACAUGAGAUGCAACAAAACAAAAUGGCGGUGAUUCAGAAAAAGCGCGUGCAUAUGGACGAGUUGAGACGCAGAAAUAGAUCGAGUGUGUGGGACCGGAAGCGGGGGUGGACGGAUGUCUGGUUCCUGUGGUGCUUUGUUGUCGGUUGCCAUGGUUACCAGGAACAGAGAUUCGCGAUGGAACCACAGGAUCAGAGUGCGAUUGUUGGAUCUCGAGUGACAUUACCAUGUCGAGUAGAACACAAAGUCGGGACACUGCAGUGGACCAAAGAUGACUUCGGAUUAGGGACUCAUAGAAACCUGAGUGGCUAUGAUCGUUACUCCAUGAUCGGCAGUGACGAAGAAGGAGACUACUCUUUAGACAUAAGGGAUCUGUCUCUAGAAGACGACGGAAUCUACCAGUGCCAAGUUAGCUCCGGACUUAAUGGUGAACCAGCAAUUCGUUCAAGAUAUGCACACCUCUCAGUACUGGUAGCACCGGAGCCACCACGGAUAAUCCAGGGUGCCUUCAUAGAUGCCACUGAAGGUGAACCCAUAGAUAUUGAAUGCGUCUCGGAAGGUGGAAAACCUGCUGCUGAAAUAACGUGGGUUGACGGAUACCAGAACGUAAUUAAGGAUCAAGUUACCAACAAAGUUGAACUGAUGUCCGACGAACAAAGGUAUAGGACGAGAUCGGUGUUGCGGCUAUCUCCCAAAAAGUCUCACCAUAACCAGACAAUCACAUGUCAAGCACAGAAUACAGCAGACCGAGCGUAUAGAAUGGCCACUGUACAUAUAGAGGUUAAAUACGCACCGAGUAUAAACAUUAGUGUGAUAUCUGGUGCUGACAAUGACUGGAUGCCAGAAGGAAGUGAGGUCAGAUUCCAAUGCAACGUAGAUGCAAACCCUAGAGCCCAGGUCUAUCGAUGGUAUAUCAAUGGUGCCCCAGUGGUUGGUGACUACGCUGAGGAAAUGAUAAUUUUCAAUGUGUCCCGUAAGCACAAUAAGGCGGCCGUAAAAUGUGAAGUUAGCAACACUGUGGGGAAAAACGACGCCGUGCUACAACUGAAUGUUACUUAUCCACCGUCAUUCCGAACGCGACCUCAGAACAUAGAAGCAGAGAUGGGCUCCAGUGCAACCCUGAGUUGCGAUGUUGAAGGUUAUCCUCAGCCAGAGAUCAGAUGGAUCUUCCACGAACCUGGUCGGAUCGGGCAGGUCAAAGGAAAGGCUCCGAACUUGAAGAUAAAAGUGGAGAAAGAGACAGCUGGACGGUAUAUAUGUAAAGCUAGUAUAGACGGCUACCCAGAGAUCGAGUCUGAAGCAACUUUAUUUAUCAAAGGUCCACCUCAAAUUAUAUCAAACAGAACACAAAUAGGUUCUGAAGGUGACAAAGUAUCAGUAGAGUGCGAAGCAAUGUCUGUUCCUAAGCCUGAUGAUAUACGCUGGUACUUUGAAGGUAGAGAGAUUAAUAUUAUUCAAGAUCCGGACUAUGCGAUACAAUUGGACGAGGAUUCAUCAAGUGGAAUUGUCAAAUCAAGUCUAGUUAUACGUGCAGCUCAAUCAAAGCACUACGGAGUAUACAAUUGCAGUGUCACUAAUGACUAUGGAAACGCUAAUGCUGCAAUACUACUAAAGCCUUUAAAAACAUUACCACUAUUUAUAAUUAUAAGUGGUGCAACCUCUGGUAUAAUCUUCUUCGCCGCUUUUGUCAUUCUUGUCAUUUUGUGCCAAAGAAAGAGACGGCAGAAAACUAAAAUUAACGAGAAGCCUGAUGUGACUGUGUCCACAGGGGAUCCUUAUAAAGAAAGCGAUAGCAGUUCCAAUAUAAGCGAUUUAAAGUUGCAUUUACCUCAAGAUGGUAGCUACGAUUUGGAAUACACAAGCUCAGAUCGUUCAGAUAAAAAGAAUGCCGGUCUUCCAUUGGCUGGGCCGGUUCCAUUGCCUAAUAUACGUCAUGACGAUCCAAUGCUGCAGUUUAGAUACAGCAAUGAUUACUCUGACCCUAGCUAUGCGGAUCAUUAUUUUAAGAAUCCAGCCGCUUACGUUUACGACUACCCUCAAGGUUAUGUCCCUCCUCCACACUUAAGGGUACAAUCACCUUCUAAUUUGGAUGUUACUUCAUCUAGAUCACACCAGGGAUCUCUGACGCGCAGUAUUGACACAGCAUCUACAAUACCGCUCAACAGUACUGGGUCACAAAACAAUUCAUUAAAACGAGGCAAACACGAAGAAACCGAUGCCAUAAACCAUUUGGGACUACCGUUAGGAAGCAAUGGUGAAGGUCCACAAGUGCCAGUAUACUCUCAAACGAACAAACAACCCGUAGUGGAUGUACGGUACGCCGCAACUUACGGAAAUCCGUACCUAAGGAAUAGCACGCUUGGUUACGGCAACCAAGUACACACCGCUCGACCAACAUCGACUCCAGCGCCACCACCGUAUUCGGCGCGAGCUCUCUCAGGUAACGACAUUGCAGACGACUAGGAAUCGGAAAUAUACAGAGUUCGAAUGCGACACACGUAUAGCGGAACGCUGCAAGAUUAGUGUUUGGUCUUUACGACGAAUAAUUGUAUUAUAUGUUCCUACGAAUAUUGACUGAUUGUAAAUAUAACAUGUAAAUAGUGAAAAUACUUAAAGUCUGUUUUAUUAGUGAAAUAUUUAGCGAUGUGAACUGGGUUUUAUGCAUUUAAUUUGUUAAUUAAUAGAUGUUUAUUUAGGGUUGCCACACAUACUAAAUAAAAAUUGUAAGUGAAUAAAUUAUAAACUUAUAAAAACGAAUUUCGAAAGUUAAAUAGUAUAGUUCAAUUUAUGAUCUCUUUUUAUUUUGGAUUUUCAAAUUUAUGAUGAAGGGAUCAGAUUAACUAUUGUGUCAAUUUCAAAUGAUAAGUGCCAUACAAGUAUUUCUCAUUGUAAAUACAUCUAACUGUAACAGAGAUAGAAAGUUACUAUCCUACAGACGUUAUAUAUAAUAAUUUUACAAUGAGAGAAUAAUAUUGAAUUUGUAAAUAAAUAGUACUUUAUAUUAUUCUUUAACCAGUAGUCCAUCUUUAGAAGACAAGUCUACAGCUGGCAACCCUAAAAAUUUUGCAUGUUUUUAUCUGAUUCUUAUUUUUUAUAUUAUUAUUUAGCUCAAAGAUUCUUACGUUAUAAAUAAAUGAAUAUGAUUGUAUUAUAUUAGAUUUAAAAAAAAAUGAAAUGGAAAAUAUAAAAAGUGAAAUGGUUAGAUUCAAGUACCAUUAUUUAUUUAAAGACUUUUAGUUUUUGUUUAAAACUUAUGGUUUUAAAUAUUUGUUAUUAUAACCAUUUCAUUUUCAGCUUUAAAUGUCCCUUGAGAAGUUAUGUAAAAAAGGUAAAGUGGAGUGUAUACCAUGAUAUUAUAUUAGAGGAGAAAUUUAAUUCGCGUUACCUCAAAGUGUCCUAAUUGGGAAACAUUUUGACAGUGAUUACACAAACGGUGUAUGCUGACGCAUAAGUGACAAACUUCACUCUAGUGUUAACUAGAAGUCCUCUUUUUCUUAUUGUUUUAUAUGUACUCUUAUUAAGUACGUUCUUUUUUAGAAAAUCAUUGGGUGUAUAGAAUAUCGUAUAUAAAUGAAACUUAUCUGAUUUAAUAUCAUGUCAUUUUAUUUAUAUUAUCAUGAUUUAUAUCUCUAAAGUCAACUUUCUUUUCGCCCUCGAGGUUUUACCUUGUUACACCCUGUUCUACUCGCAGUUAUAACUAUUUUGAUAUUUGGUAGAUUUGACUGUGAAAUUAUCUGCCGUAUUUUUGUUUUGAUACACAAAGAAAUAUAAUAAGUUGCUGCAGAAGUUUGUAAAUACUUUGCUCAAAGAUUAUUUUAAUAAAGUAUCUCAUUUAUAUAAAUGCUUAUAUCGAGCAUAAAAAUUUAUCACGUAAAUGCAAUUGCAAAUUUUCAAAGUUAUGAAAACGGAAUAUCUUUCCUCAAUAUAGGAUUUCUCUUUUGACUUUUUUAUUUCAUUGAUAAAAACAUUAGGAUAAAACAAAGUGGUCAGAUUCUGUAAAUUAUUCGAAAGUAUCGAAUUUUUAAUCGAAAAAAAAAAACGAACGAAAUUUGGAAAAAUAAAAUCUAAAAAAGUUCUGUGAUAAAAUAAAAUUUUAGAAUAUUGUGGUCAGUAUCUGUGUGAUUAUUUUUUAUGAUUUUGUUACGGUGGAUAUGCGAUUUGGGCAACUUAUAAUGUAACUAUUAUGUGAAGAAGUAUUCUGUUAUUAUUUGUAAAAAAUACACAUAUUAUUAAUUUUACACUCAAUGAUUGUAAGAGUAAUUAAUGUAAAUCUUAAAUUAAUGUAUUUUUCACUUUUCUGUACUACAAUUUUUAUUAUUACAAUAAUUUGUAAAUAUGAUUUAUAAAACUUAUUUGAAAAAAAAAAAAAAUUUAAUAAUACUCUUAUUAUUCAAAUCUCUUAAAUGAUUAUCAUUAUUAGUGUUAAUUUCGGUAAGUUUUACAAAAUUACUUCGGCAUGAGGUGUAUUCUCUACAAGAGGCAUUUUCAGGAGAUGUUGACUGUUUACACGAGAGCUUACGUGAGAGUGCUCUCUAGUGAAAUUUAUGGAAAUUAAACUAAAGUUCAUCUUUUAUACCAUUUAAAAUAUCAAUGGAAUUUACAAAAUAACGAGUAAUUCUAUUAACUACAAUCAUUACUUUUUUCAUUAUUGACUAGGCAAUGAUGUAUUGUGACCAGAUUCGCAUAUCAACCGUAACGUGACUUAUAUUUAUGUAGGUAGUGCAUGUUAGUGUUUUGCAAGCGAUUGUAAUAAGCUAUAUCCACUUCUGUUUGACAAAUAAAAUAUUCGACAGAG
Molecule: messenger RNA, 5066 nt
Organism: Leptidea sinapis
Lineage: Eukaryota; Metazoa; Arthropoda; Insecta; Lepidoptera; Pieridae
Product: irregular chiasm C-roughest protein-like
Exons: 20
Coding region: 281-2734 (817 amino acids)
Biological process (GO): cell-cell adhesion
Cellular component (GO): cell-cell junction
Molecular function (GO): cell adhesion molecule binding
Source: RefSeq, a predicted model, not a curated record